UGGACUCUUCUUCCCCAUCACACCAGUAACGCCACCCCCCAACCCUGAGGAGACCACCGCAACGCCGCACUGCUCCUGCUCCCCUAGGGUUUCCGGUCCCGCUUCCGCCGAGGCUAGCGGGUUCCGGCAGCGCCCCCCGCCGCAGCCGCGGACUCGUGUCGCAAUGGCUCAGCGGUACCCUGUUCCGCCGUCGCGCCUCGACGUCGUGCCGGUCGACGACACCAGAGAUGUCAUCAUCAAGGUCAAAUACCGUGGCGCACUCAAGCGGUUCAAUGCUUGUGUGAAUGGUUCACAACAAUUUGAUCACAAUAUUGCUACUCUUCGGUCAAAGAUUGCAAAUGCUUUUAAGUUCAGACCUGAUGAUCAAUUUGUUCUGACAUAUAUUGAUGAGGAUGAGGAUGUCGUCAUGCUGGAUGAUGAUGAUGAUUUACGUGAUGCUGCUGUUAAGCAGAAUCUGGACCCUCUUAGGAUUGAUGUUCAGUUGAAGAGCAACAGUUCUGGGGGACCUCAGGCCAAGCACCAGUCCUUGAAUUCCAGGUCUCCGUUGUCUGCAGGUCUGGAAGAUCAACUAGCUCAGGUGAAAUCUGCCAUUGAUGAAGCAUUGAAGUUUGUUCCAGAGCAAGUUCCGGCUGUCCUUGCGAAAUUGUCUCAUGACUUGCGUUCCAAAGCUGCAUCGUCGGCACCAUCAUUGGCUGAUUUGCUGGAUCGAAUGGCUAAACUGAUGGCACCCAAGAGCAGUAUGCAGCAUACCAGUGGUCUUGCUGGCAGUUCAUCUAGCCUCUCUAGUGCUGGACCACAAGCACCAAUGAACUUGAAAUUUAAUCACGAAUCUGAACUGGCAGCAGUUUCAGCUUCACAGUCCUUUGAUAUGCAAGAUCAUAAAUCAUCUAAAGCACUUGGUCUUAAGAGCGUGCUAGUUGAGGAAACCAAAGCUCAAAUUGAACAAGCAGCAGAAGCUGGUUCAGGUGGGAAAUUGUUUGACCGUACAAAAACAAUUGAUACCCAAACUAAGGAGAAAUAUCAUGCCCAAAGUAGGGGGAAAUCAGUCAUAUCUUCUUCGGUGCCGCCUGUUCCUACCAUCGCACCUGUUCCUACCAUCGCUCCUGUUCCUACCAUAGCUCCUGUUCCUUCCAUCGCUCAUGGUGUUCCUACUCUUGGCUCUUGGAGUAAUUAUAAACAGAACAGGAAUAUGCGCUUGGGGUCUGAUGGAAAGAUAAAUGGUUCAGUAUUUCCUCCAGCAAGAGGUUCCCCAUACUGUACAAUGCAGUCCAAUUUUUCCAUCGGCUCUAAUGGAAAAAUCAAUGGUGAUUCAGAUUUACAAUUCCCUGUACCAAGAGUUACCCCAUACUAUCCAGCUGCAACCAGAUCUAAUGGAAAGACAAGUAGUGGUUUACAGACGUCAUUUCCUCAACCUGCUUAUGACUACAAUAAACUUGCCUAUGGCAGCAGUCCAUUGAAUUUGUAUAUGCCCUCGUCAGUUGGUCCAUAUGGAUCUUAUCAAAACGCUGACUCAUUUGAAGGUUAUCCCAACAAGAAGUAUGGUAGCAUGCCACACCACCCGAUUCAUAAAUUGGUGGAAUGUGAUGGCUGUGGCGCAGCACCAAUUGUUGGCCCUCGCUACAAGUCUAAUGUUAAAGAUGACUAUGAUUUAUGUAGUCUUUGUUUCUCUCUCAUGGGCAAGGAGGCUGAAUAUACCAGGAUGGACAAGCCAACUGUGGUAAGCGAAAGGUUGAAUGACAUUGAUAAGAGCUAUAGCCUCCCACUUGACUGCCGCUUCAUCAAAGAUCUCACCAUACCUGAUGGAACUCUAAUGGCGCCAUCAACUCCAUUCCGUAAGAUCUGGCGCAUGUGUAACAGUGGAUCUACCGUGUGGCCUUUUGGGACCCAGCUUACCUGGACUGGCGGAGAUAAAUUUGAUCACCAGAGCACACUGCAACUAGGGAUUUCAGUGAACGGGUUUCCUGUGGAUGGAGAAAUCGAUAUUUGUGUUGAUUUUGUUGCACCUACCAAGCCUGGUAGGUACAUAUCAUACUGGAGGUUGGCAUCGCGUGAUUUACAGAAAUUUGGCCAACAAAUUUGGGUCCUUAUUCAGGUGGAACAGCCUAUUCAAACCAUUGGCAACAAGCAAAGUGCUGCAAUAAAUUUGAACUUGCCGACAGAAGGAAAUACUACGACAUCAAAGCAUAUGGUUGAACAGCCUGUUGAAACCAGCAACAAUAAGCGAACUGCUGCAAUCAACUUGAAUUUGCCUGCAGAAGGCAGCACCACAAAAUGCGAGCCUUUCAUUGACAUGAAUGUCGAACCCACAGAUUUUGCUUAUGAAUACCCCAAAAGCAACCCUGACGACGUCGUUGAUCUGCAUGACUUCCUUAUGAAAAGAAAUAAAGCCCACAAACCUAAGGAAUCUGAAGUUCUUGGAAGUGUUGUGCCCUGUGCACCUACAGCAGUUGAACCAGUUCAAGUACCCACAGCCAAUCCUCACACUUCAUCCACUGGAGCUCUUGGGAUGCCUGCUGAUGUGUCUGCAUCUGAAGCUGCACCACUGCCAAAACCUAUCAGUGUGGCGAUACCUGCAGCUGCUGCUGUUAAUUCACAUGUCGCUCCUGUUAGUGUGCCCCUUGCACCUUUGCCUGAUGGAAUCUCCAACAACAUGGAGGAAAAACUUCUGAGGGAGCUGGAGGCCAUGGGCUUCAGACAGGCUGACCUGAACAAGGAGGUACUUAGGCAGAAUCAGUAUGACCUCCUGAAGUCCAUUGACGAUCUGUGCGGCUUCAACGAAUGGGAUCCACUCCUUGCAGAGCUGAAGGAACUGGGUUUUUGAUGGUGACACAGAUAUAAGAUGCGCCCGUCAAGGACCGCGGAGUAAGCAUCAAGGGUGGUGAAUCUUCUGUCCAGGGAGGACCAGUGAUAGCCUCAUAGGCUCCAGGCUCAUCAGCUGGAGCGCUGCUGCCUAGUAGAUAAGUAGUAUAUUGCGUGAAUAACCAGACGAACUGAAGUGGUGCUGCAUAAUGUAGCGGUACUGUGGUCGUAGUAAACUAGUAGUAGCCAGGACCAUGGUCUGGCGUUUCCUCCUCCUGUGUGGUCGCUCGUGCUAACUUGUGUGAAUCAGUUAUCUUAGCAGUUGAACCGCAUAUGCAAUUGCCAUGUCGCUGCUGUGUUCCUUGGUUAAAUAUCUGUCGUUGAACUGCAUAUGCAA
Molecule: messenger RNA, 3196 nt
Organism: Brachypodium distachyon (stiff brome)
Lineage: Eukaryota; Viridiplantae; Streptophyta; Magnoliopsida; Poales; Poaceae
Product: protein NBR1 homolog
Exons: 8
Coding region: 164-2821 (885 amino acids)
Molecular function (GO): protein binding; zinc ion binding
Source: RefSeq, a predicted model, not a curated record